AUGAACCUUGAGGAGUACUUCCAAAGAAUCGGUUUCAGGGGCCCGCACGACAAAGCUGACCUCGCUACACUAAAGCAAAUCCACUGGCAUCACAUCAUGUCUGUCUGCUUUGAGAACUUCGACAUGCACUGCGGUGGAAAGAUCAUCAUGGACCUCGAAGUCAUUUUCAACAAGAUAGUUCAUCAGGGCCGUGGCGGCUGGUGCAUGGAGAACAACUUUCUGCUGUACUGGGUGCUAAGAGAAAUGGGCUACGAUGUCACUGUGUUAGGUGCUAGGGUGUUCAACAGCAGCUUAGGUGACUUUUCCCCUAUAGUAGGCCACUUCAUUAACAAAGUAGUGAUCGAUGGGAAAUCCUACAUUGAAGAUGUCAGUUUCGGGGUGUCGUCCCAAAUGUGGGAGCCACUGGAACUCGUCUCCGGAGUGGAGCAAGUCCAGCCGCCCGGUAGUUUCCGUCUCAUGGAUAAAGGAGACUUCUGGAUUCUAGAGAAGACUGACAGGAAACCGGAGAUUCUCAAUCCAGAUUUUGCCAAUUCAAACCUGGUGAAAAGACAGCUGAACAGGGCCAUAUACAGCUUCACCCUGACACCCCGCAACGUGGAAGAGUUCAUCGAAGCUAACGACUACUUCCAGACAAAUCCCACAUCACUGUUCGUCAACAAGUCCAUGUGUUCCAUUCAAUUGCCCACAGGCUUCAGGGCCUUGAUUGGCUGGACCUACAGUGAGGUCACCUUCCAGGCCGACCGGGGCGUGGAUGUCUAUGAUAUGAAGAAUGUGCCCGAUGAGGAGAUAGAAACCCUUCUCAGAGAUAAGUUUAAGAUCCAUUUGCCUAAAAAACUCAAGCCCGUGAACAAUAAGUAUGAUUACACACUCUAA
Nerophis lumbriciformis (worm pipefish) is the source of this 873-nucleotide messenger RNA. The record is from RefSeq and is a predicted model, not a curated record. Lineage: Eukaryota; Metazoa; Chordata; Actinopteri; Syngnathiformes; Syngnathidae.